Molecule: messenger RNA, 3261 nt
Organism: Alternaria atra
Lineage: Eukaryota; Fungi; Ascomycota; Dothideomycetes; Pleosporales; Pleosporaceae
Exons: 2
Coding region: 1-3261 (1086 amino acids)
Source: RefSeq, a predicted model, not a curated record
AUGGCGAGACCAGCGCACGAUGGGCAUCUGCCGGAUGAGGAAGCAACGGAUCCCCGCGGCGCAGUGAAGCCGGACGCCCCAGCUGGAGAGGCCGAUUGCAAUCAGCAAAGCGCAACAACAGGAGUCAACACCAACGAGGAGGAAACGAAGCAAAGAGAGGCAGGCAGAUUCAAGAACAUGUGGGAAAAGCUUGGGCUGGAUGCUGGAACGCUCAUGGUAAUGGGCAAAGCAGCGCUGCCACCAACAAUAGCGCUCGCCAUGUACCAAGCAGAUAAGAUCGCAGCGAUAUACGGAACUCUUGGAUAUCUUGUCGCCAUCGUCUCAAUUCUGGGUUUCUGUAUCAUGCCAAGAGCGAAAUUCAUUCAGACUAUGAUCAUGAAUGUAAUCGCCACAUGCAUUGGAUCAGCUCUUGCCAUGUUAAUGGUGUGGUCGGCGCUCAAGGCGCGAGAGCACACCACUGCCCCCGGCGCGCCUCCAUCGCGUUACAACUCCUCUCAGUCAGCAGUUCUGGGUGUCUGGUUGUUCUUUCUGAUCUACAUUGUCAACACUUUGAAGGCUAAGUUCCCGCAAUUCUCUUUUCCGGUCAUCAUCUUCUCAAUCCAGGCCAAUGUUGCGGCGACCUCCGGCUUCCAGUUCAUGACGACCGCACAGUGCGAGUCUUUCGUCCGACGCCUACUGAUUGCGUUCCUCACUGGGUUUGCCCUCGCUACUGGUGUGAGCCUGUUCAUCGUACCUAUCACCUGCCGACAGGUUGUCGUCAAGGAGAUGACUGGAUACCUAGGGCUUCUGAAGGCGGCUAUUGCAGCGCACAAGAACUACAUCCACAGCCUGGAGGGGUCAGACAUAUUCAGCUCAAUCUAUGUUCCCGAAGCCGAGAGAGACGAAGAUGCAGACGAGGAGAAGAAACCAAAGGCUAGGCCAGAAGCUACAGCUGUUAAGGAGACCAUAGCAAGCCUUCAGGAACUGCAUGGAAAGCUUACCGCAGAUCUUGUGUUCGCCAAGAGAGAGGUAGCUUAUGGCAAGCUUACGCCGGACGAUUUCCAAGCAAUGUUCAAGCACCUAAGAUCGAUUCUUAUGCCCAUGCUCGGUCUGGGUUCAGUCAUGGAUCUGUUCGAGCGAGCAGCAGAGAUCAACCAUUCGGACGGUGAAAACGGGUCGGAAGACGACCUCGAAUUGCGAGCAAAGGCAAUCGGCGAAUGGAACGAGCUGUUUUCGUCCGUGCAUGAGCCGUUCGACCACAUCAUGCAAGUUAUGGACGAGGGUCUUACGCACAUCAUGCUCAGAAUGCAUUUCAUUUCGCUGCCAAAGAACAAGAAGGGCCAAAAUCAGGAUGAUACGGAGGCAAAGGGCGACGCUGUGAAGCCUGGCGAUAAGAAUUUCGCAGAGUACAUGGAGAAGCAAGCAGAUGCAUUUUACAGCACAAAAGCACCGAUGCUGCGCCACUGGGUCGAGAGCAAGGGUAUUAAGCUUAGCGCUGACUGCUUCUCCCAUCCUGGUCAGAUUGACAAGGAAACUCUUCAACGCCUACCCAGUAUAGCAACACGACAAAAGGAUCAGCGACAGCUGUACAUGGUCCUUUAUAUCAUCUUCCUUCUCAACUCAGUCAGCCGUUCGAUUCUUGAAUUCGUCAAGUUCGCCGAUGAGCAUAACCAGGCAACAGCAAAGAAGAAGUUUAUAAAUCCUGGCGGCCGACGUCUGAAGAAGUGGCUCAAGAGUAUCUUUCAAACCCAAGACUCAAAUCACGACGACGAGACGACGAUCGCAGGUUUGGAAAGAAAUAACACCACUAUCUACAUGGGCGAAGCAUACAACAGCAAGAAAGAUCCUGAACACCUACCCCCCAAAAACGGCUGGAAGAAGUUUGGUGAUAUCAUCCGCACAUGUGCGAGAUUUUUCCGUUCCACUGAAUCCGCUUUCGGUCUCCGUGCUGCUUGUGCCACGAUGUCCAUAGGCAUUAUCGCCUUCUUUCACGACACCCAAACCUUCUUCAUCGAACAACGUCUCGUCUGGGCCAUGUUCAUGGUUGCCCUCUCUAUGACGCCAACCGCAGGCCAAGCUGCCUUCCAAUCAAUGGCCCGUAUCGGAGCCACCUUUAUUGCCAUGCUUUUCGCCUGGCUAAUCUGGUACAUCCCUGACCAAAAAACAUGGGGUAUCAUUCCUUUCGUAUGGCUUUUCGUGGCAAUUGGCUUCUACAUCCCGCUUAAGCGCCCAGACUUCAUCAUCGUUGGUCUGAUCAGCGUCGUCACCUCCGUCACGAUCGUGGGCUACGAGCUGCAAGUUCGCAAAAUCGGAAUCCAAGCAGCAACCGCCAGCGGCCAGCCCGCAUACCCCAUCUACCAGCUCGGGCCCUAUCGUCUCGCCGUUGUCUCUGGCGGUCUCGCAGUCGCUUUCUUCUGGACCGUCUUCCCCUACCCAAUCACCGAGCACUCGGCGCUGCGGCAGCAACUCGGCGGCGCGUUGUAUCUCUCUGCAAACUAUUAUUCUAUCAUGCACGAACAGGUGUUGGCGCGGAUCCGGGGCGACGCAGGGGACGAAGAGAAGGAUAAGUCAUCACCGGCAUAUAUGUUGAGUAAGGCGCAGAACAAGGUCUUUGCGAAGCAAAUGCUCACUCUGCAAGCGCUGAGAAUGCACUCGAGGUUUGUGAGAUUCGAGUUUCCCCUCGGGGGCAAGUUCCCCGCCAAGGACUAUGAGGAGAUCGUCGGGUACGUGGAUAACAUUCUCAAGUAUACUGCGUUGCUCGGGUACGCGAGCCAGGCGUUCACACAACCGUCGCUCAAUCCCGAUGCAUCGGACGAAAGAGUGAGUUUGACUGCGGCCAAGUUCCGGAAGCAAGUGAGUGUGCAGUGGCUGGAAGAUUUUCGUAGGGUGGUCAAGGACGCGAGUGUCACGAGCCACGAGAUCACAACGCUGUUGUCGCUGCUGUCGAGCUCGAUCCGAAACGGGCAGCCGCUUCCGCCAUAUUUGAAGCUGCCGCAUCAGUAUCAGCUGAGCCGGGAGAUGGAGGUUGUGGAUUCGGAUAUAUUCAACUUGCGACACAUUGCUGAGCCGGGUUAUGCUGCGUUUGCCGUCAUGGCCGUCAGCACGCGCUGCAUAUCGAUGGAUAUUGAGAAACUGCUCAAGGCUGUCAAGAAGCUCGUUGGUGAACUCGACUUCUCCUUCCACAUCGUCAGCGCCAAUGCCAGCAGCGGGAACACGUCGGCAGAGACAUUGGUCAAAACUGCGACGCAGCGCAGCGCCAACGCGCGGAGUAAGCAGGAAUAG